AUGAAAAAUUAUGUUUUUUCUGAAGGAUCUCUACAAGCGAAUAAAAUUGCAUGGAACUUCAUGCGCAAUAUAGUUUCUGAACUUGCUUUGAUUUGCUUUCAAACCUUUUUUUUAGGACAAUUCAUGAUUCUAUUGUUUGCUAUAUUACUCUGUGUCGAUGCAUUGCAUAUUCUUCAGUUAGCAGAUUUUCAUCUUGACGUUGAUUACUCUAUAAAUGGAGAUAAUCUGAAAAUGUGUCAUGGCAAUGACACAACUGGAGCUAAACUGGGAUCUUAUGGUGACUACAUGUGCGACGCACCGAUAGUAAGUAAACUUUUGGUAGGAAAGCAGUAG
This is a messenger RNA of Strongylus vulgaris, 333 nucleotides long. The record is from the annotation of a GenBank genome assembly. NCBI's taxonomy places the organism in Eukaryota, Metazoa, Nematoda, Chromadorea, Rhabditida, Strongylidae.